CAUUGCUGACGAGUGUCGUACUAUGCAUGGCCUUUGAAGAAUUGGAUAAGACAGUGUAGCUGGUUAAAUGACACGCCUUAUCGUGGAAGAGAGUUUGACACAUUUUACAGAUAAUCGGCGUUAUCUUGAGAUCUAUCAAUGGUAGACGCCGGAAGCAGGUCCGUGGACACGGAAGUAAGCAUGUGACAAGUGUCGUUUGGAGUUCACGAGGAGAGUGUGAACGACACACACCUGAAUGGCAUCAAACGGCAGAACGACAUCAUCAGACUCCUCCAGUGCACCAGGCAUGCCCACAGUUCUAGCACACGACCAAGCACACAACGUCGCCCGAUUUGUUGCCCAAAUUAUUCAAAGUUCUGUGGAGAUAAUUAAACAAGAACAAGACCUACUGAACUUCCUUGACGAGGCUCUGGAAGGCUUAGGUGACGAUUAUUCAGUCGAAGAUUAUCCACUGACGGAGCAGAACACAUCACCUGCAGAAACGAUGACGAGUGUAGCACCUAUGCCUAUUCCUGUAUGUCAGUUAAAUGGAGAACCGAUGUCGGAAUGCGACGAAGACGUAAAAAGCGACCAGACAUUUACUAAAGAAACGGCGGAGAUGGACAAUUCAAUAGGUGCAGAAAUCCCAAAUCUGUCUUUGAUGCACACUGAUGGUAGCAAGCAGAACCUCAGUGCUUACAUACAGGACAUUAUCCGAGAGGCCCACGAUAAAGUUACCACGGAUGACGCGGAGAUGGCGCCCCUAGCAACGGCGGAGAGCAGCAUUCAGGAUGAGUCAAACCUCACCGGAAUUUGCUUUACUGACGACAGUCCCUCAAAAGAAUCACGAAACGCAACAAAUCAAGAUAACAGAGAAGAAGAAAAUCUCUCAGAAUCUGUAGUAGAAGUACCAGCUCCAGAUAUCCACGUAGAAGAAGCGAUUAUUAACAACAACCAUCACGAAAAAACGCCGUUAGAUGGUGACAUCGACGAAAUAAUUGAAAUCGAGGAUGACAGUUUUGGACAGCAAUCGUUCGUAGAGAUGAAUAGUAAGGACAGAGGACUCCCGAAUAAAAAACGAAAACGUAUGAGCAGAAUCAAAGAUUCUAUUCUGAACCUGUUCUCGUGCACGUCAUCACGUGCAACAGAUACGUCAUAGUAUUAUACGCCUCAUUUGCACAAUUGACAUUUGAAAUUACGCCGUCAACGUCGUUUUAUAUCGAAUUAAACACAAAGUGUGCAGGAAAUUGCGCAAGACAUACCGGAAAUGGUAUAAGACAACUCAAUACUGAACGGAAGUGACGUUAGCUGGAUUUACAGGGUUACCAUGUGUUCAUUUGUUGUUGAUUUCUGGAGUUAACGUUGUUGACGUUGAUUAAGAUGGCCUCAUCUAAGUAAUUUUAAACCUUACUUCGCGCCUGAUCUCUGUGAUAUUGGACCAAAAGGACCAAAUGUGACGUCAUCGAUCAAGGAACUAACGAACAACUUUGGUGUGUCAAAUGCAGUACUAAUAAUUUUAGAUACUGUUUUAAAGAAUCUGGAAGGUUCUGAUAUUCCUAGUAAUAAUUCUAGUAUAGAAAACACAUUAUCUUGGAAAUAUUUAUCAGGAAAUCAAAAUGUCCGGAUUAACAAGGUUCCUCAUACCAAGUAUUGAAUCCAGUAGUGCGGACCGAUCAUUUAGUUGGGUGUUAUAUGGCUGUAUUGUAGGGCAGCUUACCAUUCAUUGAUUUAAAUGAUGGCUUAAAGUCAUUAUUGAUUCUAUACAGGUGUUCCCUAACUCUUUAGCAUACGUGCUCUUACAGGGAAUUUCUAAUGACGUGGACGUCUGCGAGGAAGCAUACCGCUGUACUAAAUGGUGUUUAUCGUAUUAUUUUCUGUCUGUGUUGCAAUACAGAACCGGGCCAUCAAAUGCCAAAAUAGAAUCUGACGCCAUCAAUUUGUGAGUAAUUCAGUUUCCUGCCUUGAUUGCCAUUCAACUGAAUUACAACGUUAUUUUGUCUAAUUUUCAUCAAUUUCACGAGACAAGUGAACUCAAUUAACCGGAAGUGCUUUGACAUCCGGUAUGCAGACUCGUUCGCUUCCGCGACGGAAGCCGCAUUACCUCAUUAGGAGAGCGACCGGAUGUACAGUAUACUUGAUAGAGAGGAUAUUGAGCAAUGACACGAAAUGUUCGUACAUCACAAAGAUAAAAUGGGACAGGUAUCUCCUUAUUUUCAAUGCGACAAUAUAUUCGUGUAUCAUACUCGUCAAUUUGUGCCUGGAAAUUAAUAAUAACACUUAAAUGCUCUGGGACAAAUUUAUCAAUUCCCGUUUAUAGUUCGGUGGUGAUUUAGAUUAGUAGAAUUUGUAUCUAUUGUAUCUAAAACUAUGUUAAUUAUAACAGAAUCAUCUGAAUGAAAAAUCAGACAUUGAAAACUCGGUGAAAUAGUUGCCCAGAAACCAUGUCACGUGAUACAAAAUGGUAGUUCAUUAUUGUAGCAAGUGUCUGAACGAUUUUCCUCAAAUAAGUGUCCUCUUAAUAGGCCAAAUUCAUGUUAUGCAUAAAGAUCAUGAGAUUGGAAUUUAAAUUGUUUUUUUUUAUACCUUUA
Messenger RNA from Mizuhopecten yessoensis (Yesso scallop), 2567 nucleotides. RefSeq lists its product as uncharacterized. NCBI's taxonomy places the organism in Eukaryota, Metazoa, Mollusca, Bivalvia, Pectinida, Pectinidae. The record is from RefSeq and is a predicted model, not a curated record. The transcript has 6 exons. The coding region runs from base 236 to 1138 and encodes 300 amino acids.